CUGAUUUUUUUAACGUGGGAAUUUCAGAAUUUCGUAGACGAUGAAGUCGUAGUAUCGAAGGUUAGCAAGCAGCCAAGUGAUGAGAAUGAUGUGAAAUACGCUCGAUUUUGGAUUUAUUCACAUCAUAUAUAUGAUAAAAUUAAGCGAAAAAUAAUUGACGACACAGCAAACGCGCUUCAUUUGAAUGGAUUCUUUUGUUCUGGUAAACCAGGCGUGAUCAUUGUGGAAGGUUUGCGUAAAGACUGUGAUCGGUUUUGGGAACAAAUUCGUACUCUCACUUGGAAACGUAUAACAUUACGUCAUAAUGAAGAGUACGCGGAUUCAUCGUUUUUGAGGCUAGGAAAAUUUCGCGAAAUUCAUUUUUCACGUGUUGAAUAUUUGUCAGAAUUGAAGAAAGAACUAGUCAAAGCUGAUUUAGAGUAUGGUUUUACAUUGUUAUUAAACCUUUAA
Messenger RNA from Thelazia callipaeda (thelaziosis nematode), 450 nucleotides. NCBI's taxonomy places the organism in Eukaryota, Metazoa, Nematoda, Chromadorea, Rhabditida, Thelaziidae. The record is from the annotation of a GenBank genome assembly.